GGCGGCGGGCGCGGACUCCAGUCCGGGUGACCCUGCGUUCUCGCCCUCGGGCUGAGGACCGGCGGAUCUGCGAGCGCAUCCCGCCUCCGGCACUGCGAGCCGCGCGCUCCCUAGCUUCUUGGCGUCGCAGCACGGAUGCCGCGGCGCUUUGGAGAGGCUGUGGGCUCCUGUCCGGGGCGGUGGUCGAGCCGCGGCCGGGGCCUGCGGAGGUCUCUGGGCCAGGACACAUGGAAGCCCACCCACCCAGCCUCAUGGGGCCCCUGGGGUGCUGGUGUGUGUCUUUGCAGGAGUCUGUGACUUUUGGUGAUGUGGCCGUGCACUUCUCACGGGAGGAAUGGCAGUGCCUGGACCCUGGCCAGAGGGCCCUCUACAAGGAGGUGAUGCUGGAGAACCACAGCAGUGUGGCAGGACUAGCAGGAUUCCUGGUCUUCAAGCCUGAGCUGAUCUCCCGGUUGGAGCAGGGGCAAGAGCCUUGGGUCCUUGACCUUCAGGGAGCAGAGGGGAGAGAGGUGCCAAGGACCUCCUGGACAGAUUCUGCUAUUGGGACUGAUGGCGAGCGGGCCUUUGAGCAGGCCUGUGAGGACACAGACACUCUAAAAUCAGAAUUCUGUGCAGCGAUGGUCAAAACCCCUCCACAGGAUUUUCCACUGAGUCCUGUCUUGGGAUACACCUCUGACUCUGAAGUCUGUUCAGAGAAUAAGCCAUGUUCCCUCUUCCAGAAAAACCACUUGAGCACAGGGACUGUGGCUCCCGAAAGGGAUGCCCAGAACCAUGGUGAGCUGGGGAGCAGCAGCCAUCUGGGCUGUCAGCCUGGUAAAAGUCAGGAAGUUACUGCUGGAGGUUCACCCUGGAGGUGUCACAUGUGUGGCAAGAAUUUCAGAUAUACUUCAGAUGUUGCUAUGCAUCCUGAAAUUAAUACACAGGAGAAACUUAGCAGAUGCUGUGAGUGCCAAAAAAAGCUAUCUGAUUGCUUACAGGGGAGACAUCAAAGUAACUGUCAUGGAGAGAGGCCAUACCAAUGUGAGGAAUGUGGGAAAGUCUUCAGGCUGGGCUCACAGCUGACUCAGCAUCAGAGAAUCCACACUGGAGAGAAACCGUUCAAAUGCAUCGAAUGUGGAAAAGCCUUUCGUCUGAGCUCAAAACUUAUUCAGCAUCAAAGAAUUCAUACUGGAGAGAAGCCCUACAGGUGUGAGGAAUGUGGAAAAGCCUUUGGUCAGAGUUCCAGCCUCAUCCAUCAUCAGAGGGUCCACACAGGAGAGAGGCCCUACAGCUGUCGGGAGUGUGGGAAGGCCUUCAGCCAGCAGUCUCAGCUGGUCAGACACCAGAGGACUCAUACUGGGGAAAAGCCCUACCCAUGCCAGGAAUGUGGGAAGGCUUUUAGCCAGAGCUCAACACUAGCCCAGCACCAACGGAUACACACUGGGGAGAAACCUCAAGUCCCCAGAACCCCAGGUAGUCCCAGCCUUGUCACACAUCAGGGAAUCCAUGCUGCAGAGAAGCCAUUCAAGUGUGAUGAGUGUGGGAAGGCCUUCAGGUGGGUCUCCCGCCUUAGUCAGCAUCAACUGACUCACACCGGAGAGAAACCUUACAAAUGCAACAAGUGUGCAAAAGCCUUUGGUUGUAGCUCACGGCUUAUUCGCCACCAGAGAACUCACACUGGAGAAAAACCAUUUAAAUGUGAUGAGUGUGGGAAAGGCUUUGUCCAGGGCUCACACCUAAUUCAGCAUCAACGAAUUCACACUGGCGAGAAACCCUAUGAGUGCAGUGACUGUGGAAAGGCCUUCAGCCAGAGCUCAAGCCUCAUUUACCAUCAGAGGAUCCAUAAGGGAGAGAAGCCCUAUGGGUGCCUCGAAUGUGGUAAGGCCUUCAGUAUGAGCACACAGCUCACAAUACAUCAAAGGGUUCACACCGGGGAGAGGCCCUAUAAAUGCAGCGAAUGUGGAAAAGCCUUCAGUCAAAACUCAACCCUUUUCCAACACCAGAUAAUUCAUGCUGGAGUGAAGCCCUAUGGAUGUAGUGAGUGUGGGAAAGCAUUCAGUCGGAGCUCAUAUCUUAUCGAACACCAGAGAAUACACACUCGAGCCCAGUGGUACCACGAAUAUGGGAAUACCCUUGAGAGUUCUACCCACGUGAGCCGAAAGAAAGUUAAUACUGUGAAGAAACUGCAUAAAUGUAAUGAAUGCGAGAAGAUAUUCAGAUGGCGCUCACAUCUAAUUAUACAUCAAAGAAUUCACACUGGCGAGAAGCCUUAUAAAUGUAAUGAUUGUGGUAAAGCUUUUAAUCGGAGCUCAAGGCUUACUCAGCAUCAGAAAACUCACAUGGGAUAGACCACUCACUUAUAUAAACGUAAAUGUAAACAAACCUAAAGCCUUAAUUUACUUUAGAUGGGAUUAUUAUAGUGACAAGAACUUAGAAUGUUGGGAAAGAUUCAGAAUUGCUCUCAGGUGUCCAAAUUCAUAGAAGUGUGUUCAUUUGCUGGAAUGGUUGACCUUGUCCUGUUUGAUAGAGCCUGUGGUGCCAGCAUCAGAGUGCACAUGCCAGAGUCCUGAGGCCACAGAGGGAGGGCAAUGAGGAAAGCCCUCUGAGCCCUGCUGGAUGAGUGGGUUAGGGGAGUUCCCUGUGUCUGCCUGUAAGCACAGUCGCAGACUGGCUGCAGUGGGAUGGCUGUUGCCAGUGCAUCAGUGCAAAUCCAGAAGAGGGCUACCUAGAAUCCCCUCUGCCUUCACCUGACUCCUGUCCCUUAAAUCUCAUACCCCAUCAAGAGCAACUCAGGGCCAAAAGGCCCCAGUGCCAACUCUUCAGCAGCUGGUCAGUGUGGUUGACAUUUGUUGAGCCCAGAUCUGUGUGGGUGCUCGACGACAGUGCCUGUCCCAGGAGCCUUCUGGCAUCACCUUCCCUCCCUGAAAUCCCAGCCUGUCUGCUCAUCUGAGCUCUGUACAGGUUGGUUGUAAGGACUGAACUGUGAAAUUGAGCAGCUGCUUGGUGUCACUCCCCUCCCCUCCUGUGCUGAGACCCGGAGCCAGCAUCUUCAGCCAAACUAUGUAGGCCUGGGCCUCAGCAGGAGUGGCUCAUUAGCCCACUGGGCCCACCCAGAGACCAGGAUGUAUGCUGUACUGCUGCAUACCAGGUUUUCUCAAUAUGCCUCCUGUUGCUGCAGAAACUGCCAGAUGUAGGAGGGUCUGCAAGCUGACAGGUGAGCCUGUUGCCUCUUCAUGGAGGCUGGCUGGACAUGAAGCCACAGGAUUGGCAUGUUGGCAAGGGCACAUUGGUUCUCACGUCCAGAGUGAUACAGGGGCCCUGACAGUGUACAUUGGGUGCAUCAGUUGAGAGACAGAUGGGGGCCCACUGCCUCUAGUGAGUGGUGAACAAGCCUGCUGUACUGGCAGAUGGCAGGGUGGGGUCACUGCUCAUCCUCUGGGUUUUCUGCCAGCAGCCCAGGUAAAUAGUGGACAGGGCCAGUCAGCACUCAGCACACAGAACGUGUAGGGAAGAUGGCCUCUCCCAGUAGUCUCUCGACUUUGAACUGGAGGCUUGGCUGAGGCUUGGUUAGCUCAGUUUUUGCGUGAGUUGGAUACUCUUAUCAGCACUGGCUAAUCUGACUGACAGGUGGGGGCCACAUCUUUCGCUUUAUCUCACAGAGCAUCUAAUUGAGGCCUCCAAGCCCAGGAUGAGGCCCACCUGCGGUGUGAUUCCAGCUCUGCCUCAGGGGACCAGGAGUCUUAUUCAGACACAAGCUACUUCCCAGUAACAACCACUCAAGACCUGCUGGUCCUUGGAGUCUUUGCCAAUAAUCAUGGGCAGAAUCUGGGCCAGAGAGACCUCCAUCCUGAUGGAGAGGCCCACUUCUCCCAUGUGCAGACAGGUAACUCAGAGGGACAUAGGUCACUUCAUGAUUUAUGCAACAGUUGAUUUGGGUCACCAGCACACUGGUUAAGCCUGUGGGUGGGUCCCUGUAACACUGUCACCUCAGCCACCAUGUGUGGUGCAGCCCAGCAGCAGGCUGUGGGCUUGUAUCCAGUGAUAGGUGCUGGGACCCUGUGCACAGGGAGGCUCCAGAGCGCUGGCAUUGGGAACAGCAAUUCAGGAUGGUCAAGUCCACAGGAGUUUGUUUCCAAUACCUGGACAGGGAUCUCAGCCCUGCGGGGUCAGCCUGAUUGCCAGCCACAGUGCUGGUUCUUAAGACAAAGAUUGUCCCCCAAACUGCACCUGCACCUUUGGAUGUUCCUUCCUGGGUGCCAGGACACCACAAAAACACUGUCUUCCCAGCCCACUCCACUCAACUCAAGUCUGGGUCAGUGCAAGAGGACCAGGAACUUUGUAAACUGCAGGUACGAUGAGCAUUUUCUCCCUCACUGUGCUGCUUACUCAACCAGGUGGUCACUGCUUUCAGAUCUGGACAAGUUUUAGGCUUUAUGGGCACCCAGCAGUGAGACUAGUCCAGGUCCUGGACAUGCCACCCUCCUGCCAUCCUCUGGCACCUGGUCUGCCAUGUGCUGUAAGCCUCUCCAAAGGUCCCCAGCUCCACCUGCUUCCAGCCCACACACCUUAGGAAGGCAGUUUCGUCACUGUGUCUUCCCUAGAAGGGAAUCCUCUCUCAGCUACUUCCUGGGUCAUGGAUGGGACAGAGGAGUAGAAUGUUAAAUGGACUUGCAGAUUCUGCUCUGGGCAUGCUUCUUUCCCCCAACAGCAACUGCAGGCUAGCUAUACGGGGCCAGAGGUUCCAACCUUAAAUCUGUUUCAUCACCUGGGUUCUUUUUGUACUGACAUGGACAUAGAGCAGGGCUGGCAUGCUAGGGCCUGUGGGGCUAAAUGCAGUCUGCUGCCUGCCUGUGUGCAGCCUGUUAAAAGUAAUCAAACAUGGGCCACUUGGCUGGGUGGCUUUGAAUGCCUUGGUAAGCACACAGCAGAUGGAAACCAAAGCCAGUCAAUUCCUGUAAAUGGGCCCCAUUGGAGAAAAGAAUUUAAGAACCACUUACAAACAGCCAUGAGGUUUUCCCAAAUAAGGCAAGUGCUUAAGCUAUUGCCAAACUAUUUCCUUGCUUUGUUUUUCUGUCUUCUCUUUGGAAACCUGCCCCCAGUAUCUGCGGGCACAGAACUAACCACUCUCAGUUUAGUGCUGCCUGGUUCUA
Molecule: messenger RNA, 5129 nt
Organism: Manis pentadactyla (Chinese pangolin)
Lineage: Eukaryota; Metazoa; Chordata; Mammalia; Pholidota; Manidae
Gene: ZNF7
Product: zinc finger protein 7
Exons: 5
Coding region: 228-2327 (699 amino acids)
Biological process (GO): regulation of DNA-templated transcription
Molecular function (GO): DNA-binding transcription factor activity, RNA polymerase II-specific; RNA polymerase II cis-regulatory region sequence-specific DNA binding
Source: RefSeq, a predicted model, not a curated record